GAAUCAGAUGAUUGUAAUUUUACUGAAAUUGUGUCGUGUCUAGUUUCUUUGUUUUCUUUUAAUUAUGAUUAAAUAAUACGUAUAAAUUAUAAUAAAGUUUAAAUAUAAGUACGUAGGAGUACUUUAUAAGGGUCAAGUUAAUUAUUCUGAAAAGUAAUCAAAAGAAAUCUCAAUGAUGUCCACGGCUGGAUCGAGUUCUGCACCCACGGUACAAGAGUUUAAAAUAAGAGUACCAAAGAAUGUAAAAAAAAAGUAUCAUGUGAUGAGGUUUAAUGCGACACUGAAUGUAGACUUUGCAAAAUGGACUCACGUGAAAAUGGAGCGAGAGAACAAUAUAAAAGAAUUCAAAGGAAUCGAGGAAGAUAUGCCCAAAUUUGGUGCUGGAUCAGAAUAUGGCCGUGAUAAUCGUGAAGAGGCAAGACGUAAGAAGUUUGGAAUCAUAUCUAGAAAGUAUAAGCCAGAGGACCAACCUUGGAUCCUCAAAGUUGGAGGAAAGACUGGCAAAAAGUUCAAGGGGAUCCGUGAGGGUGGUGUCUCUGAGAAUGCUGCAUAUUAUGUGUUUACCCAUGCGGCAGAUGGAGCUAUUGAUGCUUAUCCCUUACAAGAAUGGUACAAUUUUCAACCAAUUCAAAGGUACAAAGCUUUGUCUGCAGAAGAGGCGGAACAAGAAUUCGGAAGACGCAACAAAGUCUUGAAUUACUUUUCACUCAUGUGUCGGAAACGGAUGCGAGGCGAUGAUGCAGCGGACGACGCCGACGACCCUGACGAGAAAAAAAUUAAAGGCUCGAAGGCUAAGAAAGAUUUGAAAAUAUCAGAAUUGGACGAGUGGAUAGAUUCUGAUGACGACUCGUCAGAUUCAGAAGCUGGAGAGAAAGACAACGAUAGUGACUCGGCUGCCAAGAAGAAAAAGGAGAAAAAAGGGGCUGUGGCAAAGAAGAAGAAGAAGGUGGAAGAUGAAGCUUUCGAAGAGAGUGACGACGGCGACGAGGAGGGCAGGGAGAGGGACUACAUAUCCGAUUCCUCGGAAAGUGAAUCGGAUCACGAAACAAAGGCGAGUAAAGAGUUGAAGGGAGUCGCAGAAGAAGACGCACUGAGGAAACUACUAACCUCCGACGAGGACUCUGAAGAGGAGCAGGAACAGAAGCAGGAAGCAUCGGAACAGGAAGACGAGCCCACCAAGGAGGGAGAGGAGCGCGCCAGCAAGCUCACUAAGAAGAAGAAGAAGGAGGACGUUAAGAAAGAAUCAAGUAGCGAAUUUAGUUCAGAUUCUGACACAGACCCGGAGAGCGCGCCUAAGAAACCGAAGAAAGCCAAAAACGGCAGCGACAAAAACGGAUCCACAAACAAUGCAACGGCGAGUGCUCCGGGCAGUGCUAGUACUUCUCGAAGCGGAACCCCUACUCCUGCCCCCGCCUCUACUACCGCGUCGCACGCGCCCCCUACCAAGAGGGCCAAACUCGACCCCUCCUAUCUCGAAUGCGGCGUGACCGAAGAAGCUGUUCGUCGUUACCUGGCCCGUAAACCCAUGACCACAACGGAACUGUUGACUAAAUUCAAGUCUAAACGGAGCGGAGUCAGUUCCGAACGACUCGUGGAGACCAUGACGCAGAUCCUGAAGCGGAUCAACCCGGUCAAGCAGAACAUCAACGGCAAGAUGUAUUUAAGCAUCAAACCCACCUGAAAGACUGAUAGGUGAUACAAGAACAAUAAAAUACCUACCAAUUGUAUAGAUCUAGUUUUAUUUAU
Chilo suppressalis (striped riceborer) is the source of this 1746-nucleotide messenger RNA. Lineage: Eukaryota; Metazoa; Arthropoda; Insecta; Lepidoptera; Crambidae. The record is from the annotation of a GenBank genome assembly.